AUGGCAAGCUGCCCGUACGCUGCGUUCCAAUCGACGCUCACGACAGAGGCGCGCUACUGCGGCGCGGCGCUGCCGUGCGUCGUCGAUGCGUCCUGCAUUACGACGGCGACAGUGGCGGCCACGGGCCGCGUCCGCAACAUGGUCCACCUUGGCGAUCUCUCGCACUGGCCCGCAAGCCGCAUGCACUUUGACGGGAGCGUUAACUUGAGCCUCGUUGAUACGGUCUUGCCGGCCGCCAACGUGACUGGACUGUACUUGACAAACUGCGGGUUGACCGACUUGCCACCGUCGCUCGUGCUUCCGCGCGGCCUCGAAUACUUGAGCUUGAGUUUCAACAACCUGACGCGGUACCCGAGCAGGCUUCCACGUGGCCUGCACGCGCUGUCGCUCUAUGGCAACCAGCUGACGGAGCUCAACAACCUUACCAUUGCCGCCGACUACUUCGACGCAGCGAGCAACCGUAUCGGGUCGUUGACCAACGUCUCGUUCGACUGCGAGAUCGUUAAGCUCGGCGGUGGCUCGUCUGGCAACCCCAUUUCGUCGCUAGUCAACGUGACCUUCUCGCGCCGUCUGGCCAACCUGGACUGCGGCUCGUGCAACGUGUCCAACUUUGUUGUCGACAGCGCGUCGUACUUGGCCUUGUCCCGUGCGAUCGUGCAGUUUGGUGCGAUCGCCUUCAACACCACCGGUUGCACCGCAGUCGGCGGCGGCGCCAAGCCGCUCUACAACAGCUCCGUCUGCGUCACGCCGUCGGUCCGCGACGACACAAUCGUCUUUGCUGCGUCCAGCGCAUCGACGUCGACCUUGAUUCUUGUCAUCGUCGUCCUGGUCGUUGUGCUUUUGGGACUCGCACUUGCACUCUUCUGCCUCUGGAAGCGCCGCCAGAGCCCGCCGACACCAAAGACCAUCGGGCACCUCAACGUGCGGGCGCCGAACGUCAUGAACCGCGUGUCGCCGACGGCGACGGCCAAGCUCAACCCGAUCUUGGAAGCGCUGGCAUCGGUGCGGCUGCCGUUUGAAGACGUCAUGCUCCUGCGCAAGCUCUCGGAAGGCGCGUUCGGCGAAGUCUGGAAGGGCACGCUCCACUCGGAGAUUGUCGCUGUCAAGAAGCUGCUGCCGCACAAGGCCGAUGUUGAAGACGCCAUCCAAUUCAUUGAUGAAGUCAAGCUCAUGGCCGAGUUCAAGAGCCCAUACAUUGUGGCCUUGCGUGGUGCUGCGUGGAACAACCCCGUCGAGCUCUUCGCGGUCAUCGAGUACAUGGACAAGGGCGAUCUGAAGGACUACCUGGCACAAACGACACUGGACCAAGUCAGUUGGGCCGAGAAGCUCGAGAUUCUUCGGCCCAUCGGACGCGGCCUCGCGUAUCUCCAUGAACGCAAGGUCAUUCACCGCGACCUGAAAUCGCGCAACGUCCUCCUUGACGCGAAGAAAGGGGCCAAGCUCAGCGACUUUGGUGUCUCCAAGGCCGAGAGUGAGAAUACCAUGACGUGUGGCGUCGGGACAUAUCGCUGGAUGGCACCCGAAGUGCUCCAGGACUCGCAUUACUCGGUGGCUGCCGACGUCUACUCGUUUGGGAUGAUCAUUGCCGAAAUGGGCACGCACAUGACCCCGUAUGCGGAUUUGAAGAACGCCAAGGGACAGCCGGUGGUCGACACGGCCAUCAUGGCCAUGCUCAUCCAAGGCACGAUCGAACCGACUUUCUCGGACGCCUGCCCCGCGCCGCUCCGCGCACUCGCCACGCGCUGUACCUUGCGUAUCGCGACGGACCGACCGGCGGCCGAGGACCUCGUCCAUGAGCUCGAUGCCAUGACGCUCUAAGCCUCGAUACGACAAGACGUGUGUGUUAAAUCCAACGAAUCUAGACACGAAACUUGCAC
Saprolegnia parasitica CBS 223.65 is the source of this 1877-nucleotide messenger RNA. Its product is annotated as TKL protein kinase. The transcript is spliced from 11 exons. The coding region runs from base 1 to 1818 and encodes 605 amino acids. Gene Ontology annotation, molecular function: ATP binding; protein kinase activity. Gene Ontology annotation, biological process: protein phosphorylation. The record is from RefSeq and is a predicted model, not a curated record. NCBI's taxonomy places the organism in Eukaryota, Oomycota, Saprolegniomycetes, Saprolegniales, Saprolegniaceae.